Molecule: messenger RNA, 2159 nt
Organism: Musa acuminata AAA Group (dessert banana)
Lineage: Eukaryota; Viridiplantae; Streptophyta; Magnoliopsida; Zingiberales; Musaceae
Product: F-box/kelch-repeat protein At1g22040
Exons: 2
Coding region: 436-1857 (473 amino acids)
Molecular function (GO): protein binding
Source: RefSeq, a predicted model, not a curated record
GAUCAGAGAGCGGUAAGCCGAAAGUUGCAGCAAUUGUCGUCGCACGGCGGGAGGAGAAAAAGACGGAGAAAAAUAAGAGGAAAGAAAAAUCAAAGGAGAAAGUUUCCUGUUCCCGAUCGCUACCUGAAGGGUUUUUUCAGAUCUGAUGUUUGAUCGGCUGAUUGAUUUGUGUGAGUUCUUCUGUUGGAUUAGAGCUCUAAAGUCUCAGUAGAAUCCGAUUGAUCCCCUCGUUAUUCACUGCAAAGAUUAGAUUUUUAGGGUCUGCUUGAAGGUGCUGAAAGGGGGGUUCUCCCCUUUUGGAGAAUUGUCUGAUCUCGUUUAGUCUGAUGAAUUUGAUAUUCUUUUGUUUCUGGUAACGAAGAAUAGAUCGAGGGGUUUGCUGGAAAUUGGCUUCCCAUUCUGCCCCAAAAGCCGGUGGAAGUUUACUGGAUCUUGAUGGGUUCAUUCUUGAGCGUGCCUGCCAAUAAAUCUCGCGCAGGUGAGAAUUCCGAGACGCCCCGUGGCGACGCAAACAAGAGGCUGAGGAUGUCGUGCUAUUGCGAUGACAAGCCGAGACUGAUUGCUAGUCUUCCAGAUGAAAUCUCGAUGCAAAUUCUUGCGAGAUUGCCGAGAAUCUACUACUUGAACGUGAAAUUGGUUUCCCAGCGUUGGAAGGCAGCUAUUAUCAGCGAUGAGCUGUUUCGGCUGAGGGCAGAAUUGGGGGUGACCGAAGAAUGGUUAUACAUGAUGACAAAGACUGGAACGGAUAAGUUUUCAUGGCAUGCACUGGACCCUCGUUUGAGGAAGUGGCAACGUUUGCCACCGAUGCCCUGCCUUGCGAACGAGGAGGAGCGAGAGAGGGUUUUGCCUAGAUUACGGAUGUGGAGCGUGGUCGGAUCUAGCAUCAAACUUGCUGAUCUCAUAAGAGGCUGGCUUGGCCGGAGGGAUAACUUGGAUCAAAUGUCGUUUUGUGGUUGCGCAGUUGGUGCUGUUGGUGGCUGCCUCUAUGUAUUUGGGGGAUUCUCUCGAGCUUCUGCAAUCGACUGUGUUUGGCGAUAUGACCCGUGCCAUAAUUUGUGGGAGGAAGUGAAUUCCAUGAUCAGUGCCAGGGCGUUUUGUAAGACAUGCUUGUUGAACGACAAACUUUACGCUGUGGGUGGUGUCAUUAGGGGAAGAAAUGGGUUAACUCCAUUACACUCCGCCGAAGUUUUUGAUCCCGCAACUGGUCUUUGGACAGAGUUGCCAAGCAUGCCUUUCUUGAAAACACGGGUAUUUCCUCUUGCUUUCUUGGCUGACAUGGUGAAGCCAAUUGCAACAGGAAUGGCUUCAUACAGAGGAAGGCUGUGUGUUCCUCAGAGCUUGUAUUCUUGGCCCUUCUUUUUUGAUAUUGGAGGUGAGGUCUAUGACCCAGAGACAGGUUCGUGGGUGGACAUGCCACCUGGUAUGGGUGACGGUUGGCCUGCAAGACAGGCAGGGACAAAGUUGGGUGCUGUGGUCAAUGGGGAUCUAUAUGCCUUGGAUCCUUCUAGGUAUCUGGACAGUGCCCAGAUAAAGGUAUACGAUGAGGAGGAGGAUGCUUGGAGAGUUGUUGCAGAAAGGGUUCCACUUCAUUGUUUCAAUGACUCUGAGUCUCCAUAUCUACUUGCUGGUUUCCUUGGGAAGCUCCAUGUUAUCACAAAAGAUGCCAGUGAUCAUAUUGUUAUAUUGGAGGCUGACUCUCGGAGAUGUAGAGGCUCGAAUGUUUCGACUUCAUCAACUGCUCCGGUUGACGCCAUUGCGGAUUCCUCGGAAGAGGAAGAACCUCAAAUUUUGAAGGUCAUUGCUGCUAAGGAUUUUGGGGCGGCAGAGCUUGUAGGCUGUCAGGUCCUUGAUCUUUGACAUGUUUGGAUCUCGGGAUCACCCAACUCUUGUAAAUACAUUAUUUUCCUGAACAGGAUGGUGGAGCUAGCAUCUAUUGUUAUAUCAAAAACAUAUCUACAUCAAUACAUCAGAAGUGUAUAGAAGCAAGCUUGGUGUUGUGCAAUCUUCAAUGAGUCGUUUGAAGUAUAGUCGAUGCUGCUCCAGUCAUUACAGCUUUUUGUUCCUGUUGCAGCAGCCUUUUAUGUUGGUUUCGAAAUGAUACUGCUUGGUGAUAUGUAGCUGUGAUUUGCUUAAUACAACUUGUGCUACUUGGAUUAUUA